Argentina anserina (silverweed cinquefoil) is the source of this 839-nucleotide messenger RNA. RefSeq names its product MADS-box protein AGL42-like. Gene Ontology annotation, biological process: positive regulation of transcription by RNA polymerase II. The transcript has 8 exons. Gene Ontology annotation, molecular function: RNA polymerase II cis-regulatory region sequence-specific DNA binding; DNA-binding transcription factor activity, RNA polymerase II-specific; protein dimerization activity. Gene Ontology annotation, cellular component: nucleus. The record is from RefSeq and is a predicted model, not a curated record. NCBI's taxonomy places the organism in Eukaryota, Viridiplantae, Streptophyta, Magnoliopsida, Rosales, Rosaceae. Bases 117 to 794 code for a protein of 225 amino acids.
CUUGAAGUUGACAAGUUUUUGGGGUUUUGUUUCUGUGUAAGAUUUGUGUUUUGAUACUUUCUUUGAAGGUUGUAAAUUAAACCUUUCCUGGGAUUUGACUGUCCAGGUUCUAAGAGAUGGUGAGGGGGAAAAUAGAGAUGAAAAGAAUUGAAAAUGCGACAAGCAGGCAGGUAACCUUUUCAAAACGUCGAAGUGGGCUGUUGAAGAAGGCUUAUGAGCUUUCGGUUCUCUGCGAUGCUGAAGUUGCAGUCAUCGUGUUCUCUCAGAAGGGCAGACUCUAUGAGUUUUCCAGCACUGACGUGCAAAAGACUAUAAAACGAUACCAUAAACAUGCAAAAGGUGCGCAAACCAACACUACCGAAGUGGAACGGUAUAUGCAGCAAAUGAUGCAUGAUUCAGCUGAAAUGGCCAAGAAUAUUGAGAUCUUAGAAGCCUCUCAACGGAGGCUUUUGGGGCAUGACUUGAAUUCUUGCUCAGCUCAAGAACUUAAUCAGAUAAGUAGCCAACUCGAACGAAGCCUGCUCAUUGUACGAGAGAGAAAGGCUCAGCUGUUCAUGGAUCAGAUAGAACGACUAAGAGCACAGGAGCGGAUCCUCUUAGAAGAGAAUGCAAAACUUCACAUGGAGUAUGGUGCGAGGCCUUCGGAGCAGCAUGUAGUUCAAGGAAAAGGAGUUGGAGCGGCAAGUUAUAACUGGAUGAAUAGUAGUCAAAUUAGCAGCAGCCAAACAAUUAGUGAUUCAGAUCUGGUAGAGACUGGAUUGUUCAUCGGACCGCCAGUGGUGCGCUGUGAAUAAUACGUAGCACAGUUUUGCGUCAUCUUCUGAAAGCCAACACCAGUA